CGCUGGUGGUACUUGCGGUUCUGUAAGAGCUUACGACUUGUCCGUGUUAUGUCUCUUUUCAUCAGGCCUUCCAGAAUGGCUUGGAGUUAGCUUUUUCAUUUGGGGUUAUUUCACUAGCACGAACUGCAAGUUAUCAACACAGUGCAAGAGGAUAUUUGAGAUAUUUUAGUUGCUUUUACACUUUUGCUGCUACCGAUACCGACCGUUACUCAGCAACGUGUACGACUGCUAGCUACAGGUGCGGAGGUGAAGGCAACGACUGCUGCAGAUAUAAAGGAACAGUACCGAAGAUAUCCAAGACGCCAGGUGCAACAGAAAAUAAUACAAGUGAAAGACCUUUAAAGGCCUUUCAGCUGCAAAAGUACCAGCAGGCAAGAUGAGUCAGGAAGAAGUUUUGGCAAAGCUGAAGAAAGAUGUCCGGUCUUUGCUCAUUUCAUCCAAGAUGGGCUUGGAACCUGACAAGCUCAGGAGAGACUAUGUCGCCAUGUUGGGGCAUCCCAUGCCCCUGAAACUCCUGGGCUUCAGAAACCUGAUGGAUAUGGUGAAGGAGAUGCCUGAGGUGGUGUCAGUCCACUUCAGGCCAGAUGGCAGUACAUACCUAAGGGCUGUUAGUGACGAGUCCACCCGAAACAUUGAAGAGCUUGUAGCUAAGCAGCGUAAGCCCAAGAUCAACACCAAAGUUUGGAAGGGAGGAGCUAGCUACUACCCUCCUCGCCACAGUCGCCAAGUCCCAUCUGUGGCCCUUCCAAGGAGAGGACGUGCUCCCCCAGCUCUUCCUGCUCAGCUGAGAGCACAACUACGUAUACUGUUGGCCCAGGGUCCACUCAGGUUGUCAGAGCUGGAGGCCGGCUUCCUGCGCUGCUUCGGACAACCGCUGCGUGUCCACAGCUACGGCUUCUACUCAACUGGCGAGAUGUUGGAAGCAGCAGCUGACAUGGUUCUUAUCCAGCAGAGCAGACUGGGUUCACUUCUCUCCCUGAAGAAUAGUAUGACCCCCAGAACGCUGUUCAGACCAGUGAGCUCACCUCAAAGAAGUGGGCCACUAAAAUCAGGAUCUUACAAAACUGAAACGUCACACUCAAAAGAACCAGCCACCAGAUUUCAGACGACAGUAAUACCCACAGUGAAGCAGAGUCCUCCAUAUCAGCCAUCUCCUCAGACUGCGUGGAAUCUUCACACAGAAGACUUAACAUCCGUCAGUAACAAGCCAGAGGUGAUAGAAAAAGAUGUGGGAAAGGACCCAGAGCUCUGCCAGGAAGGUUUCCUCUUUCAGGAACGUGUCCUCAAGCUUGAAGAGGAUCUUCGCCAACAAAUCGUGGAGAAUGGAGUUGCCGGCACUAUUAGCCAAGAGCUAAAGGACAAGCUGCGAAAGGUUGUUAGCCAGACCAGUAAAGGAUUAUCAGUGCAUGACCUCCCUUCAGAGUACAAGAGGCUUUUUGGCGAGGAUUUACCAUUGCAGCAGAGUGGUUUUGUCAGUGUCACAGAACUGGUCAGUGCCAUGAGCGACACCUUCCACCUGAAACCUGCAGGGAGCAACAGCGGACAACACUGGAUAGUCAUGGACCUGCAGAACAGUGACAUCACAAAAUCAGAGUCUAAGGAGCCUGAGAGUUUUGAAAAUGGUGAUGGGGUGAAGCUACCAUCAAGGGGCUUCUACUUCAGCUGUGGAGACUCUCCUUGGGAAGGAAAGCAGGAAGAUGGUGAUGAAAAUGGCACAGACAAUGAUGAGGAAGAUCUGGAGAUCAAUAACAAUUCCAAGAGAUAUGAAAUGGUAGCCGAUGUGUACCCUGCCAUUCAGGUGCAUUGCAGCCCUGGAUUACCCCUUGAUGCAAUCCAGAGUCAGCGUCUAAAACCACCGACUCGCCAUGCUGCUCGUGAGCUGAUCCAAGUCAUGGUGGAACAUGUCAAGACACCGGGAGAUUUUUACAUCCGCUUUAACGAGCCUGAGAGCAGCCGACUUUUGGAGGACAUGAUAAUUGAAAUGAGACAAUGUUACACGUGUCCCGAGGUAUCAGAGCGCUACCGUCUCCCAGAGAAGUUUGUCCGACAAGGUCAGGUCUGCUGUGUGUCGCCCACAGGGAUGUGGUUCUACAGAGUGGUGAUCCAUCAGGUCAUCAGCCCCACUGAGGUGGAGGUGUACUAUGUGGAUUAUGGCAUGAUGAAUGUGGAACAGACUGCAGACCUCAAGUUUCUCAAGUCGUGUUAUUCCGUCCUUCCAGCUCAAGCUGUUCCUUCAUCACUGGCUGGAAUUAAACCAACAACUGGCAGCUGGACUGCAGAAGCCACGGCUUCCUUCAAAAAGCUGUGCUGUGAUCGCACCCUGGUGGGCGCUCUGUAUUGUUACACUGGAGAUGUGCUGCAGCUCUACCUGUGUGAUACACUCACUGAGGAUGACAUCUAUUUGCACACUGUCCUGUUGAGCCAGGGCCAUGGGACAGCCUGCAGCCCUGCAGCCAGUGCAGCACUUUGCACCCAGCUCAAUGCAGUCAGUCUCUACCUGGGGGAGGGAAUGGUUGUCCUCCCAGAGGUAGUACAGGACACCAGAUUGUUCCCCCAGUCCUCAGACGUGCUUGCACAGUCCAUGUCAGCCUCUCCAAAGGUCAAUGAAGAAGAAGAGGUGCCAGCCCUCGAGUAUAUUGGAGACCAAAAGAGCAGCGUCCACAUUCAGGCUCCUGAUACCAGUCCAUUUAAUGCUCCUCUGGAUGACGAGACCAACAACUGGAAUAUGAACUGGGCCUCACCUUCUAUCAGAUCCUCCACUCCAACCUCCAGUCCUCUCGCUCCUCCAGAUCUGAUCCAAGGCAAAACAAGCCCAGCUCUCUGUAAAGAGGAUCUGAAAACACUGAGCCUGACUCUUCAAGCAACAUGCAGCAUUAAUUCCAGCCCCUGUCUGACAACAGAAGAGGAGCAGCCCUGGCCCAAGGUAGCUGGACCUUUGAAUGAGAGACCUCCUCCAAUCCUGAGGGCGUUGAGUCUUCACACUCAAGAGCUGAACCAGGGUGUGACUAUUCCUUUCCCGCGGAGGAACUCUGGCCUCCUGUUUCCUCUGUUUGGGGCGAGGUAGGCCAACCUCCUUUAUCCCCCACCAAAAAAUAUCAAACCAUCCUCCUGAAUGAGUCAACACAGAAGAAUGAAUAUUUAACCCGUAACACAACUGAUAUAUUGACAUCAUCCGAGAAUCCGGUGAAGAAUAUUUAUCAGAGUUAUGGACUGACUAAAAGUGCUGAAAUUAUUUUAGAAAAGGGUUAAUUUUUUAAUGUAUUCUUGAUAAGUUGAAUUGAAUUCUACACUUUGUUUGAUGUUGACAUUGUAGCACUUUUCUAACAGUGAGUCUUUAAAAUACAGAUCAGGAAGCGAAAAGCUGUUUUCAUGUAAAUACUGAUUUAUGCUUUUGUUGAAAAAAGAGCUUUUUCUUUGCCUGAAAUUUUAUUUUUGUAGUUAGUGCAAUGGUUGAAUUUUCUUAGAUAUUUUAAAAUUACUGUUCUGGACACAGUUAAAAUAUUUCAAAGUGAUGUUAAAAGAAAAAUUACAGAACAAUAUAUGUCAUGAUUGAUCUUAUUUUGUUUGGAGAAUAAAUUUUAUUUGAUUGA
Cheilinus undulatus (humphead wrasse) is the source of this 3590-nucleotide messenger RNA. RefSeq names its product tudor domain containing 5 (gene tdrd5). Gene Ontology annotation, biological process: spermatogenesis. The record is from RefSeq and is a predicted model, not a curated record. The transcript has 19 exons. Lineage: Eukaryota; Metazoa; Chordata; Actinopteri; Labriformes; Labridae. Bases 377 to 3064 code for a protein of 895 amino acids.